AUGGAUAUCCCGAGUGUUGUUCGAUUCUGCAUUUUGGUGGGCAGCGCACGAUUCGGCGGAAAUACUAUUGGUCUAUCGAAAUGGGUCUACAAUGAACUACAAUCAACCAUAAAUAACUCAACUUCAGAAAUUUGCCUUGUCGAUCCUCACACCAAACCCCAUCCGGUAACUCCAGUCUUGGACAAUACAUCACCAGCAAUGAUCAAAGAUCCAACCAUGUAUGCCAGCCAGGAAGUUCGAGAUUGGAGUCAGUUUAUUAACUCGUGCAGUGCAAUGAUAAUUGUAUCACCUGAGUACAAUGGAGGAUACCCGAGUACGUUGAAAAAUGCACUGGAUGUAUUGUUUUGGGAAUGGCAAAAUAAGCCAGCGGCCGUCGUAACCGCUGGUGGUGGUGGUGGUAGAAAAUGCGAUGAACAAUUGCGUCAAGUGAUGUCAGCUCUUCAGAUGGAUGUGGUUGAGCAGAGAGUACAAGUCAGGCUACCCAAAGAGUACACGUAUACCAAUCAACGAAUUAUACCAUCGGAACAACAUGAUACCUUUCUUGUACAAUACAGAGAUACGUUGCGGUAUGCAUUCGGACAACUCACUGACAAAAUAAGCAAAACCAGUCGUCAAUGA
Bradysia coprophila is the source of this 618-nucleotide messenger RNA. RefSeq lists its product as uncharacterized. Gene Ontology annotation, molecular function: FMN binding; oxidoreductase activity. NCBI's taxonomy places the organism in Eukaryota, Metazoa, Arthropoda, Insecta, Diptera, Sciaridae. The record is from RefSeq and is a predicted model, not a curated record. Gene Ontology annotation, cellular component: cytosol.